AUCCUUUUUCCUUGCCUAUCGACUUGAUAUCAUUGACAACAAGUCUUCAGAGGAUCGAGACUCCAUUUACGGUCAAUUCCUGGCCUACAUCGAAUCUUUCCUGCAGCUAUCAGACCUGAAGAUCCUAAGGCUCAACACCUGCUGUGAGGAAACCAAGUCUUUGUCUAAACUAGAUUGUGGCCCUCUUAAAGUCAAAUAGUUGGUUUUUAUCUCCAUUAUUCUGUUCAGCUGGCUUUUGCGUCUUGCUGCCUGGCUCUUUAUCGGCAUAUCUCCUUGUCGUUGUGGCAGGGUCCCUGGGGGAUUCGCCUGCUUUCAUUUGAGAUACGCCACUUGUGUUCAUCUCUACUACAACCCUACCGCCUUAUUUGCAUUUCCGGGGUAGAGAUUAUUAUACAUCUUCUUCGUUCUCCGACUCCUUUGGCGCAAGGGCUAUCUUCUUAACCCCUCUUUCCUCGUCUCCAUUUUUUAUCAAAAUGGCACCAGCAGGACAGACAACCUAUCAGAAAGAUGAAAGGGUCCUUUGCUUUCAUCAUGAGAUCCUCUAUGAGGCCAAGAUCCUCGACCUCAGACACACAAAUGCUGAGGACAGGAAAAGCCCGUAUGAGUAUCUAGUCCAUUACAAAGGCUGGAAGAACACAUGGGAUGAUUGGGUUCCUCAAGAUCGACUUCGUAAAUUUACGGAGGAGAAUAGAGAGUUGGCAACUACCCUUCGUCGGGAAGCUGAGGCUGUUUUUCGCCAAAAGAAUAGCAAAGCCUCUGUGAAAAAGAGGGGAGGUUCCGACCGCAGUUCCGCCCGGGAUAGUGAGGAGCGGCAGACCUCUGUUCCUGGCCGUGGAACUAAGAGAGCUAGAGAUAACGAUAUUGAGAAGGAGGACAAUUUCUAUGUGCGACCUUCAGUCAGAAUUGUGAUGCCAGACAAUCUCAAGUCGCUUCUGGUGGACGACUGGGAAAAUGUCACUAAAAACCAACAGGUUGUGGCGUUGCCGGCCAAGUGCUCGGUUAACAGAAUUUUAGAUGACUAUUUGCAGGAAGAGAAGCCGAAGCGCACAGGCUCGGCCGAUCUAGAUGUCCUUGAAGAAGUAAUCAUGGGCGUGCGCGAGUAUUUUGAUAAAUCACUUGACAAGAUUCUCCUGUACCGGUUUGAACGUGAACAGUAUCGCGUUCUUCGUAAGAGAUGGGAAGCUGCGUCCGGUGAUUUCGCCGACAAGGGACCCCUUGACAUCUACGGUGCUGAGCAUCUGACCAGACUCUUUGCUACCAUGCCCGAACUCAUCGCGCAGACAAAUAUGGAUCUCCAAUCCACCAACAGACUUCGGGAAGAGCUCUCCAAGUUCACACUCUGGCUGAGCAAGAACUCUAACAAGUACUUUGCCACUAAAUAUAUGACUGCAACUAACGAAUACGUUGAGAAGUCUCGGGGAGUCCCUAAUCCGACUCCUGGGACUGCGACCUCGCGUUUGGUAUAAGUUGCUACGGAGUAGCUUGUGCCUCCCUUUUUGUACUGUUUCUUAAUCAGCUUCUUUCUUCUUUACCUGAUUCAUUAUUAUCUUGAUUAGUCUCCGGAAAAGUGCAGACAACGCAACAAGGAUGAGACUGUUUCACGCACUUUAUGGGUAUCGAUGACUUAUCCUGUAACAUUAUAACUAUUAGAACGAGCGAGGUUCUGGGAAUGCGGUGUCUUACCUUUGUAUUUCUUGCUCUCUCUGUCUCUCUUUCUACAUUAUUGGCAAUGAAGCUGGAAGGGAAAAAAAAAAAGAAAAAGGAUACAAAAAAAAAAAUGAGAAUAUUUAAACAUUCUAUCAUCGAGUUCCAUCCAAUCAAAAUAAUCACGACAUUUACAUCAGAGAAUUAUAUAGAGUUUGGCCAAUAAUUCCGUCUACGAAAAGAAUUCGUGUGGUGGCGGAAGAGAAGCAAAGAGCUGAAAAAAGAC
Molecule: messenger RNA, 1930 nt
Organism: Aspergillus ochraceoroseus IBT 24754
Lineage: Eukaryota; Fungi; Ascomycota; Eurotiomycetes; Eurotiales; Aspergillaceae
Product: MRG family protein
Exons: 4
Coding region: 474-1466 (330 amino acids)
Biological process (GO): regulation of DNA-templated transcription; chromatin organization
Cellular component (GO): nucleus; Rpd3S complex; NuA4 histone acetyltransferase complex
Source: RefSeq, a predicted model, not a curated record